Messenger RNA from Kwoniella shivajii, 2424 nucleotides. RefSeq lists its product as uncharacterized. Gene Ontology annotation, biological process: protein deubiquitination. Lineage: Eukaryota; Fungi; Basidiomycota; Tremellomycetes; Tremellales; Cryptococcaceae. The record is from RefSeq and is a predicted model, not a curated record. The transcript has 13 exons. The coding region runs from base 1 to 2424 and encodes 807 amino acids. Gene Ontology annotation, molecular function: protein binding; zinc ion binding; cysteine-type deubiquitinase activity.
AUGAGCUGCUCACAUAUCAGUCAGAUAGCAGAUAAGCUGAAAUCUCCUACAGUGGCUCAGCAGGUACACAGGGAGGAAUGUACGCUUUGUUUUGAUACACAAGACGACUCAGAAGGUGUUCUCGUCUGUUUACAAUGCUUCAACGGAGGAUGUUUUGGCGAAGGUAGAAGACACGCUUAUUUGCAUGCUGAGAAGACUGGACAUAACCUAGGAGUAGUAGUGAAGAGAACAAGAAAAGAAGGUAAAAAGCGAGAUUCUACCGAGCCGCCUAUGAAGAAACUCGCGAUUUCCGCUCCCAAAGACGAAGAAUUGUACAAUCACUCGACUUCCUUAAGAUGUUUUAGCUGUUCGCCUAUUGGAGAGGCUAUACAAUCCGAUGAUCCAAAGAUCACAUCAGUAGUCAACGGGAUAAUGAAUGCCCUCUCCUCAGCCCAGCAGUCCGAAGUCAAAGCUUGGGAGGAAGAAAUACUGCCUUGCGAGCAUACUUUAACAUUACAGCAAGAGCCUGCAAUCACCAUAGGUCAUGUACCAUCGCAAUGUUCAUCGUGUGAUCUCACCUCCAACCUAUGGUUGUGUCUCACUUGUGGUCUAGCAAAUUGUGGUAGACAGCAAUUCGGCGGCGUAGGCGGUAACGGUCAUGCUCUGGAUCAUUUCAAGGAUACUGGUCACAUGUUGGGUGUAAAGAUGGGUACAAUCACUCCUGAGGGUACUGCAGACAUAUACUGCUACAGUUGUGACGACGCCAAAGUAGAUCCAGAUCUGCCUAGACAUUUACAAGCUUUCGGUAUCGAAGUCUUGGGUCAGACAAAGACUGAAAAGUCCAUGACCGAAUUACAACUAGAACAUAAUCUGAAGUUUGACUUCUCUAUGACAGGAGACGACGGGAAGGAGCUUGAACCUGUUUUCGGACAAGGGCUGACUGGACUGAGAAAUCUUGGAAACAGUUGUUACAUGGCAUCAGUCCUUCAAACGCUGUUCUCACUUUCAUCAUUCAGAAGUCGAUAUACAUCUGAUGCCGCUGUCACCCAUUUCCAAACUUGUGAUAAACUUCCCGCAGAGUGUGUGGAAUGUCAAAUGCUGAAACUAGGGGACGGUCUAUUAUCUGGACGAUAUUCACAUCGAGCGAAAUUACCGCCACCAUCAACUACUGACUUCGACGCUUCCUCGGAACCACCUAAAUUUCAAGAAGGUAUAAAACCGAGUCAGUUUAAGGCUUUGAUAGGAAAGGGUCAUGAAGAAUUUGCAACUAUGCGACAACAAGAUUCAGAAGAGUUCCUUCAGCAUCUCCUUACUCGACUUCGAUCAGAAUCAAAAUUGCAAGGCAAGGAUGAAUCCAAUGAACCAACGAGAGUAACGAAAUUCGGAAUGGAACAACGUUUGAAAUGCACAGGAUGUAAUAAAGUUGGAUUGCAAGUAGAAUCUGUUGAUCUCGCUAGUUUACCUGUAGAUGCUGUGGAAAAUGGAGUCAAUGAAGAUGGGAAGAAGCUAUAUCAAGAAGUUGGUUUAGGAAAAUGUUUAGAAGCACUUUGUGGUGAGGAGAUCAUCGAGGAUUAUGACUGCCAGACCUGUGGCGGGAAGAGGACUGCGAUCAAGUCAGUCAAGUUCAGGACCUUCCCAGAACUAUUGGUACUGCAUAUGAAGAAGUUCCAGCUUAUCAAUUGGGUGCCUACCAAGCUUGAAAUACCCGUCAACGUACCUGAUGCCCUGUCUCUCGAUUCUCUGCUCUCUCAAGGCCUACAGCCUGGUGAAGAAGAGAUGAAAGUUGAAUCGUCGCCCAAUGCAUCAGAACCACAAUUCGACCCUAAUACUAUCGCCUCACUUGAAUCUAUGGGCUUCCCCGUCGUGCGAAUCAAGAAGGCAAUGUUCAACACUGGUAGUGCUGACGCUGAAACAAAUAUGAACUGGUUGUUUGAACAUAUGGAAGACCCAGAUAUCGAUGAUCCCAUUGAAAUAACACCUACGGCAACGGCCGCUAUAUCUGAACCUUCUGAUGAGCAAAUAGCGAUGAUUAGUGAUAUGGGCUUUACCAGUAACCAAGCGAGGAAAGCUCUGAGGGUGUCGGAUGGUAAUCCUGAACGGGCCAUAGAAUGGUUAUUUUCCAAUCCUAAUGAUCAAGGUGAAGAUGCUGCACCUGCUCCUGGUCCUACCGCUUCAACUCCUGCUUCUUCAGUGGUAGAAAUUGGAGGAUCAGAUUCUUUACCCGCGAAAUAUAGGUUGAAAGCUUUCAUAUCGCACAAAGGACCUUCAGUCCAUUCAGGUCAUUAUGUAGCUACCAUACGUCACCCUCAAGCUUCAUUAUCCGAUGAUAAAGAAUCAGAAGAUGAGUGGGUCCUGUUUAACGACGAGAAAGUAGUAAGAGCCCCCGAAGGCGGUGGGGACGAGAUGAGAAGUUUAGCUUAUUUGUAUGUUUACGAGAGAGUAUAA